UUUAAUGGCUGAGAAAAGGCUUUUGACCAGUUUUCACCCAGGCCUAGCAAAAUCAUACUUCUCAUUCUCAGGGAGCUAAUUGCAUAUGUAGUACCCACGCAAGCUCUCACUAACUAUCAUGAGCAGCCUCUCCGUCGACCUUGUUGCUAUUCAUUGCAGGGUUGGUGCGAAAAGCUCUAGCAGGGUGUGGUUGAGAAACUGUUUUACAAAUAAAAGUGGCGCUCCACUACACAUAGUACAACAAAGGAUUCCUCUCACCAAUAGCAGCCAUUCUUGUUGUUGCUGGGCGAGUGCAUCGUCAAUUAUGGCGGAGAAAGGGAAAGAGAGUGAGAGCUCAAUGUUUGAUGGAGAAAGAGCAGGUGUGGUGGUGAAGGAGCUGAGAGAGUGUUUCAAUUCUGGGAAGACAAAGAGCUACGAAUGGAGAGUGGAGCAGUUAAAGAGAAUCGCCAAAUUCAUUGAUGAGAGGGAGAAGGACAUCCUUGCAGCUCUUCAUAACGAUCUCUCCAAACCCGAAACAGAAGCUUUCGUUUCCGAGAUUUCUUUGACGAAAGGUUCUUGUAAUUUAGCAAUUAAAGAACUGAAUCGUUGGAUGACGCCAGAAAGGGUCAAAACUUCGUUUUCGACUUAUCCAUCAUCAGCAGAAGUUGUUUCAGAACCACUAGGAGUUGUGUUGGUCAUUUCCACAUGGAAUUAUCCUUUCAUGUUAUCUCUUGAGCCUGUGAUCGGAGCCAUUGCAGCUGGAAAUGCUGUGGUUCUUAAACCAUCAGAAAUUGCUCCAUCCACUUCGUCUCUGCUUGCUAACUUAUUAGAGGAGUAUGUCGAUAACUCUGCCAUAAGAGUCGUUGAGGGGUCUGUUCCUGAAACAUCUGCCUUACUGGAGCAGAAGUGGGAUAAAAUAUUCUAUACAGGUAGUGGAAGAGUUGGAAGGAUUGUGAUGGCUGCUGCUGCAAAGCACCUCACCCCGGUAAUUUUAGAGCUCGGAGGGAAAUGCCCUGCUGUUGUGGAUUCAAAUGUAGACAUUCAAGUUGUUGCGAGGAGGAUAAUAGCAGGCAAGUGGGGAUGCAAUAAUGGGCAAACUUGCAUUGCUCCUGAUUAUUUAAUAACCACAAAAUCUUUUGCCAUAAAGUUGAUAGAUGUUCUACGAUCUGAAUUGGAGAAAUUCUUCGGGAAUGACCCAAUGGAAUCAGAGGACAUAUCCCGCAUUGUAAACUUACAUCACUUCACACGUUUGACGAAUCUUAUGGAUGAGGACAAGGUAUCUGAUAGAAUCAUGCUUGGAGGCCAAAGAAACAAAGACCAACUAAAGAUAGCUCCAACCAUCUUGUUGGAUGUUCCAGAAGAUUCUCAGAUAAUGAGGGAGGAGAUAUUUGGGCCAUUACUACCCAUUCUCACUGUUGAAACUCCGGAAGACAGUUUCACUGUAAUAAACUCAAGAUCUAAACCUCUUGCUGCAUAUCUCUUCACAAACGAUGAGAAGCUGAAGAAGGAUUUUGUGAGGAACGUAUCAGCAGGAGGAAUGCUUAUUAAUGACACUAUCCUCCAUGUUGCAGUCUCUGGUUUACCUUUUGGAGGAGUUGGGGAGAGUGGGAUGGGGUCAUACCAUGGUAAAUACUCUUUUGAUGCAUUUAGUCACAAGAAGGCAGUUCUUUACAGAAGUUUUAAAGGAGAUUCAUCUGUAAGGUAUCCUCCAUACACACAUGGAAAGCUCAGAUUUUUGAAGGCCAUAAUGAAUGGUGACAUAUUGGGAGCAAUACUUUGUCUAAUAGGAUGGACUAAGGAUUGAUUGAUAGAUACACAAAUAUUUCUGUAUAGAUAGAUAAUAAAAAUCCAUAAAUUUUCUUUGCUGUUGAUUAUAUACAAAAAAAGUAUAGUUGCUAUAAAAUUGGAUUGAUUAGAGUAUUUCACGAUUUUAUGUAGGGGUAAAGUUCACC
This is a messenger RNA of Cornus florida, 1931 nucleotides long. RefSeq names its product aldehyde dehydrogenase family 3 member H1-like. The transcript is spliced from 12 exons. Gene Ontology annotation, cellular component: cytoplasm. Gene Ontology annotation, molecular function: aldehyde dehydrogenase (NAD+) activity. Lineage: Eukaryota; Viridiplantae; Streptophyta; Magnoliopsida; Cornales; Cornaceae. Bases 119 to 1783 code for a protein of 554 amino acids. Gene Ontology annotation, biological process: aldehyde metabolic process. The record is from RefSeq and is a predicted model, not a curated record.